AUUUUGGGUCAACACUGUGAAUAUAUAAAGGAAGUGGAUCUGUUAGGAACACUCUCUCUGGUAGAGCUUGGAAAACGCCGCGGCAGGAAGACGAAGAUGCCAUUGUCAUUGCCAUUUUCAUUGAUGGCUCAGCCACUUACAGGGUUGAGAUCUGAGCCUCUAUCCUCAAUUUCCUUCUGUCUCUCUAAGCCACUUGGUCGAAGCCGUAAGCAGAACACUGCAGCCCGUUCAUUCCGCGUUUUGGCUGCAGUAAUAUCCAGCCCCAUUCCUUCUCCUCUCACCACAGAGCGUUUCAAGCUCAAGCAAACCUUCAAUGAUGCGGCUGAUCGCUGCCAUAAUGCUCCCAUGGAAGGUGUUUCCUUCACUCUCCAGCGCUUCCUUGCGUCUCUUGAGAAAUACGACUUCGAUCCUCAGUUGGGAUCCAAGGUGAAAGGUACUGUCGUCUAUACAGAAGCUAAUGGAGCACUUGUGGAGAUUGCUGCCAAGUCACCUGCAUACUUGCCGUUGCAGGAGGCUUCCAUUCAUAGAAUUAAACGUGUAGAAGAAGCAGGAAUAUAUCCUGGUUUUAGAGAGGAGUUUGUUAUUAUAGGUGAUAAUGAAGAUGAUUGCUUGACUUUGAGCUUGAGGCCCAUCCAAUAUGAACUUGCUUGGGAAAGGUGCAGACAGCUUCAGGCAGCGGAUGUUGUUGUCAAGGGUAAGGUGGUUAGUGCGAACAAAGGGGGAGUUCUGGUAGUUGUGGAAGGCCUUAAAGGAUUUGUUCCCUUCUCAGAGAUAUUAAUGAUAUCAACUGGUGAAGAGCUUAUCAACAAGGAGCUUCCUCUGAAGUUGCUGGUGGUUGAAGAGGAACAAACAAGGCUUGUCCUCAGUAACCGUAAGGUCAUGGCUGACAGCAAAGCACAACUUGAAAUUGGAUCAGUGGUCACUGGAACAGUUCUAAGAAUUGUAAAAUUUGGUGCCUUUGUUGACAUUGGUGGAGUCCAUGGUCUUCUUCACAUCAGUGAGAUAAGUCAUGAUCGCAUACUAGAUAUUGCAGGAGUUCUUAAGCCUGGAGACAUUCUCAAGGUCAUGGUAUUGAACAUUGAUCGUGAAAAAGGCCAUAUUCGUCUUUCUACCAAGAAGCUAGAGCCUAAUAAUGGGGACAUGAUUCGCAAUCCCGGGCUUGUUUUCAAUAAGGCUGAGGAAAUGGCACGUAGAUUUAGGCAAAGAUUAGCUCAAGCAUAGGCAUUGGGACGUGCAUGCUUGCUUAGUUUUCAGCCUGAGGUAUUUUACAGCCAUUUAUCAUUUUAUCCUCGAGAUUUUUUAACUUUACCCUUAGAAUGAAGAAAAACUAUUACGAGGAAUUAAACUAAAAUUUACGUGGAGUUUUGAACGGUAAUGUGGAAGAGUACAUCACUUGCCAGUACACACAUGCUAGUAACCCAGUUAUAGAAGUCUAAUUAUUUUGUUAGUUUAUUAGUUAUUUAGUACUGGCUGCAUCAUUGAGAGAUGUAGUUUAUAUGUCGGUUUUGGCAGGUUGACAUCGUUUUUAGUUUAAACACCUUCGUUUAGUAAGAAAUUUGUUUGAUGACACUA
Messenger RNA from Cucumis melo (muskmelon), 1572 nucleotides. RefSeq names its product 30S ribosomal protein S1, chloroplastic-like. Gene Ontology annotation, molecular function: structural constituent of ribosome; mRNA binding. The transcript has 6 exons. NCBI's taxonomy places the organism in Eukaryota, Viridiplantae, Streptophyta, Magnoliopsida, Cucurbitales, Cucurbitaceae. The coding region runs from base 97 to 1221 and encodes 374 amino acids. The record is from RefSeq and is a predicted model, not a curated record. Gene Ontology annotation, cellular component: chloroplast stroma. Gene Ontology annotation, biological process: translation.